This is a messenger RNA of Mustela erminea (ermine), 2447 nucleotides long. Its product is annotated as translocation protein SEC63 homolog. Lineage: Eukaryota; Metazoa; Chordata; Mammalia; Carnivora; Mustelidae. Gene Ontology annotation, molecular function: RNA binding; transmembrane protein transporter activity. Gene Ontology annotation, biological process: post-translational protein targeting to endoplasmic reticulum membrane; SRP-dependent cotranslational protein targeting to membrane. The record is from RefSeq and is a predicted model, not a curated record. Gene Ontology annotation, cellular component: Sec62/Sec63 complex.
CGCGACACAGGGCCGGGGUGCUGGGUGCUGGAGCGCAGAGCGGGGUCGUGGCGGCGGUGGUAAGAGGAGAGAGGCGGAGGGGGGGGGUGCCAUGGCGGGACAGCAGUUCCAGUACGAUGACAGCGGGAACACCUUCUUCUACUUCCUCACUUCCUUCGUGGGGCUCAUCGUGAUCCCGGCCACAUACUACCUCUGGCCCCGAGACCAGAAUGCCGAGCAAAUUCGAUUAAAGAAUAUCAGAAAAGUGUAUGGAAGAUGUAUGUGGUAUCGUUUACGGUUAUUAAAACCUCAGCCAAAUAUUAUUCCUGCAGUAAAGAAAAUAGUUCUGCUUGCAGGCUGGGCAUUGUUCUUAUUCCUUGCAUACAAAGUUUCCAAAACAGACCGAGAAUAUCAAGAAUAUAAUCCUUAUGAAGUAUUAAAUUUGGAUCCUGGGGCAACAGUAGCAGAGAUUAAGAAACAGUAUCGUUUGCUGUCACUUAAAUAUCAUCCAGAUAAAGGAGGUGAUGAAGUUAUGUUCAUGAGGAUAGCAAAAGCUUAUGCAGCUUUAACUGAUGAAGAGUCGCGGAAAAAUUGGGAAGAGUUUGGAAAUCCAGAUGGCCCUCAAGCCACAAGCUUUGGAAUUGCCUUGCCAGCUUGGAUUGUUGACCAGAAAAACUCAAUUUUGGUUUUACUUGUAUAUGGAUUAGCAUUCAUGGUUAUCCUUCCCGUUGUUGUAGGCUCUUGGUGGUAUCGCUCAAUACGCUAUAGUGGAGACCAGAUCCUAAUACGCACAACACAGAUUUAUACAUAUUUUGUUUAUAAAACCCGAAAUAUGGAUAUGAAACGUCUUAUCAUGGUUUUGGCUGGAGCCUCUGAAUUUGAUCCUCAGUAUAAUAAAGAUGCCACAAGCAGACCAACAGAUAAUAUUUUAAUACCUCAGCUAAUCAGAGAAAUUGGCAGCAUUAAUUUAAAGAAGAAUGAACCUCCACUUACCUGCCCAUAUAGCCUGAAAGCCAGAGUUCUUUUACUAUCUCAUCUUGCUAGAGUGAAAAUUCCUGAGACCCUUGAAGAAGAUCAGCAAUUUAUGUUGAAAAAAUGCCCUGCCCUGCUUCAAGAAAUGGUUAAUGUUAUCUGCCAGCUAAUAAUAAUGGCUCGGAGCCGUGAAGAAAGGGAGUUUCGUGCUCCAACUUUGGCAUCCCUAGAAAACUGCAUGAAGCUUUCCCAGAUGGCUGUGCAGGGCCUUCAGCAGUUUAAGUCUCCCCUUCUACAGCUCCCUCACAUUGAAGAGGACAAUCUUAGGAGAGUUUCUAAUCAUAAAAAGUACAAAAUUAAGACUAUUCAGGAUUUGGUGAGUUUAAAAGAAUCAGAUCGUCACAAUCUACUGCACUUCCUCGAAGAUGAAAAAUAUGAAGAGGUUAUGGCUGUCCUUGGUAGUUUCCCAUAUGUGACCAUGGAUAUAAAAUCACAAGUAUUGGAUGAUGAAGAUAGCAACAACAUCACAGUAGGAUCCCUAGUCACAGUGUUGGUUAAGUUGACAAGGCAAACAAUGGCAGAAGUAUUUGAAAAGGAGCAGUCUAUUUGUGCUGCAGAGGAACAGCCAGCAGAAGAUGGGCAGGGUGAUACCAAUAAGAACAGGACAAAAGGAGGAUGGCAACAGAAGAGCAAAGGACCCAAGAAAACUGCUAAAUCAAAAAAAAAGAAACCAUUAAAAAAAAAACCUACACCUGUGUCCUUACCACAGUCGAAGCAACAGAAACAAAAACAGGCAAAUGGAGUUGUUGGGAGUGAAGCUGCAGUAAAGGAAGACGAAGAAGAAGUUUCUGACAAAGGCAGUGAUUCUGAAGAAGAAGAAACCAAUAGAGAAUCCCAAAGUGAAAAAGAUGAUGGUAGUGACAGAGACUCUGAUAGAGAGCAAGAUGAAAAACAGAACAAAGAUGAUGAAGCAGAGUGGCAAGAAUUACAACAAAGUAUACAGCGAAAGGAGAGAGCUCUGCUGGAGACCAAAUCAAAGAUAACGCAUCCUGUUUAUAGUCUUUACUUUCCUGAGGAAAAACAAGAAUGGUGGUGGCUUUAUAUUGCAGAUAGGAAGGAACAGACGUUAAUAUCUAUGCCAUAUCAUGUGUGUACACUAAAAGAUACAGAAGAGGUAGAACUGAAGUUUCCUGCACCAGGCAAGCCUGGAAAUUAUCAGUAUACAGUGUUUCUGAGAUCAGACUCCUAUAUGGGUUUGGAUCAGAUUAAACCCUUGAAGUUGGAAGUUCAUGAGGCUAAACCUGUACCAGAAAAUCACCCGCAGUGGGAUACAGCAAUAGAGGGGGAUGAAGACCCGGAGGACAGCGAGGGCUUUGAAGAUAGCUUUGAGGAGGAGGAAGAGGAGGAGGAAGAUGAUGACUAAGCCAUGCUCUGAAUGGACCACAGUAUUUGCAACUCUUUGCUGUUUCGGAAGUGUAUAAUAAACCAGAAACAGU